AAGCUAUUCGCUUAGUAAGUAGCGUCAUCUAGCCGGAGUGAACUCACUUACACGAACUAUAUCGCCGUUGAUUGAACCCGUGAGCGAAUCAGCUGAUCGCCACGCUUACGUGCGGGAGAAUCAGCUGUGUGGACAGCAUGGACGACGCGAACAGCAUGGGUGGUGUAAUAAACGAGGAUCACGAGAUACCGCCUGCCAAAUACGAGUAUCUGGAUCACACCGCGGAUGUACAAUUACACGCAUGGGGCGACACGCUGGAGGAGGCUUUCGAACAAUGCGCGAUGGCUAUGUUCGGUUAUAUGACGGAUCUCGAACGCGUGGAAAUCACGCAGGUGCAUCACAUCGAGGCCGAAGGUGAUGACAUGGAAAGUCUGCUCUUUCACUUCCUUGACGAGUUACUCUUUAUGUUCAGUGCCGAGCCAUAUAUAGUUGCCAAGAAAGUCGAGAUUACUGAAUUCAAUCGGGAAGAGUUUAAAAUCAAGGCAACCGCGUACGGAGAAGAGUUCGUGAUUGGCAAGCACACGCAGGGCGCAGAGGUAAAAGCUAUCACGUACUCGGCGAUGCAGAUCAACGUUCAGCCGCAAGUGGAAAAGCCCGAGAUCUUCGUGAUCGUUGAUAUAUGAUAUAAUCCUUGUUUAUCGAUUUCUCUGCAUUUGUAUUUUAAAGAUAUUUCUGUGUACCUUUCUGACAAUGCUCUAAAAACGACAAGGAAAAAAGUAGGGGAACGGGGGAUGACUCUUGGCUUGAACGAGGGGUUUAGAGGAAAAAGUAGAAGGAGGUCGGUAAGAAGGGCAAGAAGGGAAACCGUACCGUGCUUCCCCUACGGUCUACAUAGGAUGCGAUCCUUUUGUACUUGCCUCGAAGGGUUCAAAUAAAUACGUUACGAAGAAUA
This is a messenger RNA of Pogonomyrmex barbatus (red harvester ant), 892 nucleotides long. RefSeq names its product protein archease (gene Archease). The record is from RefSeq and is a predicted model, not a curated record. Lineage: Eukaryota; Metazoa; Arthropoda; Insecta; Hymenoptera; Formicidae. Gene Ontology annotation, cellular component: tRNA-splicing ligase complex. Gene Ontology annotation, biological process: tRNA splicing, via endonucleolytic cleavage and ligation.